GCCGUUCUUUGAGUGUAGCCUCUUUUUGAGGCCACAAGUUCGCCCAAUAAAACGCUAGUUUCGUCUUUCCCAGUUUGGCUGCUUUCUUUACCGUCACUACCACGUGACAACAUGUAGAGGCGCGACUAUUGCCUGCCGAGCCGGUGAGAAGAAGGCUCACGGCAGCUGCAUCACUCGGGAUUCACCGCACCAUGGCUGGCGGGCCUAAAUAAGCCGUGGCCAUGGCAGCCGCCUCUUUGCACCGACUCCGACAAAUUGGUGGCCCGGACGACAGAGCCCAGCCAUGCCAGCGUCAGCGCACCGACUCUACCAGGCGUCGCUCGGAACCCUUCUUUUUCCCGACAUCUGGCGUGGCGCCAUCCAUGGAACCUUCGUUGACCACACGGACCCCCGACUUUCACAACAGUGCCUGGCACCUUAUGGGAUCGGAUGGUGUUGGCUACAUCCGUGUGGCACAUGUGAUGAUGACUUGGGGCGCCCUACUUUAUUUCCACUUUAUACCUAUAAGAGGGACGACGAAAGCGAUGUUGCCCAACAUAGAAAUGGAGGUCCUUCGGAGACUCCACAAGGAAUUUGGCGAGGCUCGCAAGACUGCGGCCUACGAGGGAAACAUUCCUAUCCAGCCUACUCCUCGCGCGACAGUGAGCCGAAAGCACCGACAGACAAUGCAGCUGCGAAGUUCCAGCGACUAACCGACGUGGAAGGUAAUUACCAUAGAUGCGUACCAACUGGGUCGACGACAAAGUUUUACAGCCAUUACAUGAGAUCCGUCGCUAAGGCUAUCGGCGGGAAAACACGUUGUUCGUACCGCGUCAUCGCAUCCUCUCCACCAACUCCGAAACGAGGACUCUUCGGCUGCGUCCUCUAAGCGGAAACCUAGUUUGCUUGCGAUGCGGCUUAGCAGUAAGUGAUAGAGUGACUGAAUUUCUCAACGUUUAGACCAGCAUUCAUUCAGAUGCAUUCAUUUUAUAUAUACAAUGAUACACUGCUUAAUCGAGCAUCAUUGAAACAAACAUCUCAAUCUGAACUAACAGUUGCGAAAUUUCUGUGCCGAAAGGAAGUUCACGUAAAGUGGCGUAUGUUUUUCGUUCUAACAGCAACAUUGUUUACCUGCCUUUUCUUAAAGUAGCUGUUGUCGAACGGGAAAGUAGGUUACAUGUAUCAGAUCUCGCUAUUCCAAUGCACAGUUAAAGGACUGAAGCUUGUCCUUUCCCCAGAUAACACGUACACA
Molecule: messenger RNA, 1231 nt
Organism: Dermacentor albipictus
Lineage: Eukaryota; Metazoa; Arthropoda; Arachnida; Ixodida; Ixodidae
Source: RefSeq, a predicted model, not a curated record